AAAUUAGUGGAAAUAUAUCUCGUAAGUUGAAUUGUAGAAUCUCACGUUAUGAUUACAAAAAACAUGUUGCUAUGAACUCCCGUGUAGAAGAAAUGUUGAACUUAUUGGAUAUGGAAUCGAAUGAUGUUCGCUUCAUAGGAAUUCAUGGGAUGGGUGGUGUUGGUAAGACAACUCUCGCCGAAAUAAUUUAUGAUAGAAUUUCUUGUCAGUUUGAAGGAAGCAGCUUUAUUUCUUGUAUUAGAGAAGAAUCUAGAGCUCGUGGUUUAGCUUCUUUACAAAAACAACUUCUUUCUAUGAUCAUGCAAGAAGAAAUAUAUAUAUGGGAUCAUCACCAGGGAAUCAAGGUGAUAAGGAGUAGUUUGCAUAAUAAAAAGGCUUUUAUUGUCCUCGAUGAUGUGGAUAGUGAAAAGCAAUUAAUGGCACUAUCAGGGAGUCAUGAUUGGUUUGGUCCAGGGAGUAGGGUGAUUAUAACAUGCAGAGAUAGUCAUCUGUUGAAAACACAUGAAGUGAAUGACAUCUAUAAGGUUGAGCAGCUUGAAACUACUGAAGCUUUGCAACUCUUUAGUUUGUCAGCCUUCAAGCACACCCAUCCAAGGGAGAAUUACAAGGAUAUAUCUAUGGACUUUGUGAAUUAUGCUCAAGGCCUUCCUUUAGCUCUAAAAUUUUUAGGUUCCUUCUUAUUUGGGAGAACAAUAGAUGCCUGGAAAAGUGCUAGGGAUCAACUAGAAGCAAUUCCUAAUAAAGAAAUUAUGAAUAUACUUCAAAUAAGUUUUGAGGGGUUGGAGGAUUUGCAAAAAGAGUUGUUCUUGGAUAUGGCAUGUUUGUUUCGAGGACACUGGCUAGAUAACAAGUUUUUGCAGACAUUAGAAAGUUUUGGUUAUUAUCCUGGCGUCAACAUUGACAUUCUCAUUGACAAAUCCCUCGUAAGAUUCUCAAAUGGAAUGUUGUUCAUGCAUGAUUUGCUACAAAAAAUGGGCCAGGAAAUAGUUCGUCGUGAAUGCCUUGUUGAACCUGGACGACGUAGUAGAUUGUGUCAUCACAAGGAUGUCUUUCAUGUAUUGAAGAAUAACACUGGAACUGAUGCAAUUGAAGGCAUAGUCCUGGACUUUUGUCCUGAAACGAAAGAUAGAUUCAACACCAAAGCAUUCUCAAAGAUGAGGAAGUUGAGAUUUCUUAAAAUCCAUCAUUCUCCAACUAUAGAAUGGCGUGGAGAUCCUUUAGAAUUCAUGCCAACCUAUGAGUUGCGAUUCCUAGAUUGGUUUGGAUAUCCUUGGAAAUCCUUGCCAAGCAGUUUCCAACCAAAAACUCUUACUGUACUAAGCAUGCCUUGUAGCCACAUCAAACAACUAUGGAAGGGGUUGAUGGUAAGUUUUUCACUUAUAUAAAUACGUAUUCUUCUUAAUAAUCCCCUUUCCUUUCCCAAAUAUGUUAAUAAAUUCUUAUUUUGAUCCAAUUAACUAUUUGCUUAUAACAGGUUUUAGAUAAUUUGAAGUACUUUGAUCUAAGUUAUUCUAGGAACUUGAUUGAAACACCAGAUUUGACAGGAGCCCCAAAUCUUGAGAAAAUAUUCCUUUCAGGUUGUAGAAGCUUGUGUAAGGUCCACGCAUCCAUCGGAUUUCUCAAGCGAUUAAAAGUAUUGAAUUUAGAUCAUUGUGAAUGUCUUAGAAGACUUCCAAACAAGUUCUGCUUAGAAUCUCUUGAAGUUUUGAGUCUUACAGAAUGUUCAAGACUUGAGAAGUUUCCAGAUUUUUUGGGAGAUAUGACAUGUCUUGAGAGCUUAGUUUUUAGCGAGCCCACUAAAACUGACUUGCCAUCAUCAUUUAUGAGUUUCUGUGGGCUUCGCUAUUUACAUUUACAAGCUUGCCAAAACAUUUCAGUUUUUCCCAGUUUUAUCUGUAGUUUGUCAUAUCUUGAAAGUCUCCGGUUGGAUGGUUGGUCAAGACUAGAGAAAUUUCCAGAUUUGAGUAGGUUGGAGUGCUUGACACAUCUUACGGCACUGGGAACAGCUAUAACACAAAUACCAUCUGUCAAUCUAAUCCCCAAAAGUAUCCGUUCCUUCCAACUUGAAGGAAGAAAGUGGAUGCCACAUAAAUCAAGAGAUUUGCCCAUCUUCAUGAAUGACUACUCUUUGUCAAAACAAAGCUCAGAUCCCACCUAUAAUAUCACAUCACUUGUAGAUCAGUAUCAGAUGGAUGGCAUGUAUAAGUUUGACGCAGAGUACAUUGAUGUUGACAGCGAAGGAGAAAACAAAUUACACUUGGCAGGUGGAGGUAUUCAGAAUUCAUUCAAUGCCAAUGCGAUGAUAUAUGGGUGGUCGUUGGGAUCAGGAAUCCCAAAGUGGGUCCACAAUAAAAGUAAUGGCUCCUCUUUAAAGAUAGAUUUGGAUGGUAAUAUGAAGGGGAUGGGGUGUGCUAUCUAUGUUGUUUGUGAUUAUCAACAAUUUCAUUCCCUUGGAGGGAGUUCAAUUUCUUCGUUAUUCAAGGACUCGUUUUUUUAUCCUUCACAUAUCAAGUUUACAUUUUGUUUUGAGACGGAUACAGGUUAUGUAGAACAUUUUUACUACUCCCUUGCAAUUCCUUCCCUGGACAUCUCUUUCAUUAAGCCAAUUGGAUUAUGGUCGUAUAUACCAGCUCUGAGGUUUUUGGAAUCGUCCAGAUCGAAUAAGUUGGAUCAACUAGGCUUCAUUAAGAUUUUUAUUACAGCAAACAUGGAUAGCUUCCGCUCUCGUACUCCAAUAGAAGUGAAAGAAUGCGGGGUGCAUUUAGUUUGUCCAGAUGAUGCUAAUUCAAAGUUCUAUAAUAGCAUUAUUCCACUUGGUUUGGGGUCUUCAAAUUUAAAUUUCUAUCGACGAUUUUAUUUUACUUUGUACCAGAAACCUCCUGAUUUCAGUGAUGAGCUCGAAGUGUUCAUAAAAUCCCAGAUUGAUUAAGAGAAUGCAGUCGAUCGACCACCCAAGCGUUUCUUCUUUAUAAUGUUUCUGUGAUCAGGGAACCUUUGGCUGAAUAUCCCUGGGAGGAUACUUGACAUGGAAGUCUCGCAUGAUGAGAAAAGAAGAUUAGAUUCAGCAGGAGUCCUCCUUUAAAGUUGAGUCCUUUAGAGCAUUGGCCUAGCAUUGUUUCUUUUGGGAAUAGAAGAUCUUGACCAUUUUGUUUAUGAGUUAGGAGUCAGGUCUCAUGUAGUGUCGGCUUUCCAAUUGGUUUGUUGCCUCAUUUAAGCACUGCGACUUAUCAAUUCAAGGGAGCUCGAGGAUAUUAUUAUUACGAAAAUAUUAUUAUCAUUUAAGCACCAUACUUAUCAAUUCAGGGUCUCUGAAUUUGAUUGUAACCAAUUAAUUCUAUGGUGAAUUUGAAAGUG
This is a messenger RNA of Carya illinoinensis, 3354 nucleotides long. RefSeq names its product disease resistance protein RPV1-like. Gene Ontology annotation, biological process: defense response. The record is from RefSeq and is a predicted model, not a curated record. The transcript has 4 exons. Bases 72 to 1385 code for a protein of 437 amino acids. Gene Ontology annotation, molecular function: ADP binding. Lineage: Eukaryota; Viridiplantae; Streptophyta; Magnoliopsida; Fagales; Juglandaceae.